Messenger RNA from Sphaeramia orbicularis (orbiculate cardinalfish), 3293 nucleotides. RefSeq names its product UPF0524 protein C3orf70 homolog B. Gene Ontology annotation, biological process: nervous system development. The record is from RefSeq and is a predicted model, not a curated record. NCBI's taxonomy places the organism in Eukaryota, Metazoa, Chordata, Actinopteri, Kurtiformes, Apogonidae. The transcript is spliced from 2 exons. Bases 617 to 1510 code for a protein of 297 amino acids.
UCAUUUCUGAGCUUUUCUUUCAGUGUUUUCUCUGAUGCACGACUUGUGAGAAUCAUGUUAGUUAAUUCUUAGUGUGACAGAAUAAGCUUCCAUGGGGGUAAAUGUGGAGAAUUGGUUGUAUUUCUGUCCUGGUUGUUGUAAAAGCUUUGUGUUGAAGUUCUUGAUGAGAGGUUUUGAUGUGUGUGUGUGAAGUGCGCAGACAGAGCAGCUGGCUUUGUGUGUUUGUGGACUCCUCCCGUUGUGUGAUGAAGUUCAGAUGCGCGCCGUUGUUCCGUACGCGCGUCACCAGCGCGCAGAGGAGCUUCCCAAGCGCGAGGGGUGGAUGGAGAGAUGUGACGAUCACGACCACGGGAGGCUCGAAAUAUGACAUUCCACAUCGCUAAUUAACACCCCUCUACUUUUCCAGGAUAUGUUUUGAUAUUUUGUGUGAGCUUGAGCUCCAGCUGCUCCGUGUUUUCGCAUCCAGAUCCCGUUUUACGCCUCUUCCUUUCUGGGCUGCGUGGACCGUAAACCUCGGCUCGGUCGGUUCAUAAAGGGGAGGGUUUUUUGUUUUUUUUGUUAUAGUUUACUCAGACGAGGCUGUGCGCGUCUUUUUUUGGAUUCGGGAGAUGUUGGCAUGGCCACCUCGGGAGCACACAAGUGUCCGAAGAGUGAGAAGUUGGACGAGGCGCAGGCUUUGGCCAAAAGCUGCGCGGGCAGACCAGACUUCCUGCCUUGUGAUGGACUCUCCAUUUGCGCUACGCACAGCCACGGGAAGUGCUUCAAGCUGCACUGGUGCUGCCACUUGGGCUGGUGUCACUGCAAGUAUGUUUACCAGCCCAUGACCAAUGUGUGCCAGCUGCCCAGCACCGCCGUGCCCCCUGUCGGGACAGAGUACAGUAACACCAUUGACCUGUCCGUCUCUCUGGCUGAGCGCUUCCUCAAACUGGCGCCCUGCUUCCGGUCCCCGCCUCACCUUGAGUCGCCUAAGUACUGUGUCAUCGCAGACCUGUUCGUCGACGACUACAUAGUCAAACGCAUUAACGGGAAGAUGUGCUACGUGCAGCGCCCGCCGCCGCCUCUACCAGAACCGCCUCAACCUCCCACCCCUCCCCCGCCCGCUCCAGCUACACCUCAAAUGCCGCAAAAUCAAAGUCAGCCUCAACAGCAGGUCAAGCCGGCGCCGGGCAAACAUCACACGCCUGCACCUGCGCUUGCGCCUGCGCCAGCGCCAGCGCCAGCGCCGGUCCAGCAGGUGAACACUGAACACAAACACCUCUCGCCUGUGGACAAGGUAAAAGGACCCAAAAUGGAACACUGCUCCUCUCCGUCCAGCUCCGAGGACUCUGGGAUCAACGCUCUGGGUCUGCACUACAUGGAGUCCUGUGAAGAUGAGAGCGAGGAGGACGACGAGUUGAGCACAGACGGGAACUCCAGCCCGGGAAGCCUCUGGGAUCAAGACGACUGUUCUCUGCUGUCUCCUUCAAAGUCAAUGAUAGAGAUCAUCGAAAAGAUCGAAACGACUGUGUAACCGACAGCACGGACAUGGACGCCGGCUAGAAGGGAGCGCGAUCUACCGAGCUGAAAUUUAUUAAUGAGAAUAACACUCUAGGAUUUAUUAUAGAUGGACCGAUAGGAAGCAAAUUCCCCCACCCCCUCUAUUGCUUCAGGAAGGUGUUGUUGGACUGUCUGGAGCUGAAUUAGUUUUUCUGCAGGUGACUAAGGACUGCACAUCUGUACUCACACUUAGCCUCUGUCCACGUCCCCUGCAUGGAGAGAAUUUCCAGACCUUAUUUCAAUAAAAGCACAACAACACUAUCAAGCACACACCAUGUGGACCAAAUAGAUGUCUUUAACUUGGCAAUUACACAGCGAAAAAUCUAAAAUACAGCAGAGUUAAGAGUAGGUGUAGAGAAGGUGAGACUUCUUUGACAACGCAUACAUCAUUGCGGCUGAAUUAUGUAUGAACACAAUUGUUUUGAGUAGGUUUCUUGACGAUAAUGAGCAGCGUGGUCAUUCUUAGUCAUCCAUUCCUCAAGCAAAUUCACUUUAAUUCUGCCUUCGAGUGGCCAGAAAGCAUGCCAUUUCUUGUUUUCUGGUCAGUGGCUCCACCAACACAUAUUAGUGAGUCUGACACUUCAGCUUAAUAACUCCAAGGUCAUGUGCCUCUCAUGAGCCUGAAGCACAUCAGCCUUUAAACCUGUUAAUUACCCUGCUCUGAGCUGCUGAAAAACACCUGCAUUUAUCACAUUAAAAAGGUCCACGUAGUUUGUCUACACUUUACUGACACCAACACAGGUCAGUGUUCGACAAUCAACGAUUACACAGAAGCACAUUUCUAUGCUGUACCUGCCAGUGACGACCAAGGAUACUUAUUAAAAUAUUAAUAAGACGCCAACACGCUGCGUUGACCGUUUCUUCUGGUCAGGCUGAACAGUGUUUGUUUAAGGUUAAAUGAGGCGUUAAGUCAAACAUGACUUAUUGGCCUCAAUUAGCAACCGCGAUAUUAAGUAACAUGGACGUGUCUCUGGCACCGCUACAGUGUCCUGAAACAGCGCAGAGACCCCAGAGAAGAGGCAUUAUACAUAUACAGUAACUUAUAUAAUGAAAACUGAGUUGUUGUUUGCUUUUUGGGCUUAAGAGUGAAAUGUAUUGUGUUGCCGGCUGUAAGUCUGGGAAGGUAGGCUAGAAAUAAACCAUACAGGAACUGUGUUUCACAAUUGUUUUGUGCUAUAAAGCAGUGAAAAUGUCACUUAAUGCACCUUUAAAGAGAGAUUAGAAUAUGGAAUAGAAUGGUGAGUACGUGUUUUCAUAUUGUGAUGGACAUAAAGAUAUAAGAAAUGCCCUGAUAUAUAUAUAUAUAUAAAUAUAUAUGACAAUAGUGGACUGCCCCUUGUUAGUAAGUUAGUCAAAUAAGGCUGAGCUGAGGAAAUGUUUUUCAGUCUCUUUUUUUUUUGUAAAUGUUUAAAGAUUUGUUUCCUUGGGAGGUGCACAAAUAUUCACAAAUAUGUAUCGCUACAGUGCUACAAACACUAGAUGUUUAAAAGUCAUUUUGCAUGACUGCUUUUAUUUGUAGAAGUUCCUCAGUUGAAAAAAAAAAAAAAAAAAUCAACAAUUUGUGAUUCAGAAUGUGCAAAGAAAUGUAAAAAUCCUGUAUCUGUUAUUCAAAGAAAAUGUUUCUAUUCAUGGAUGGCCCUUAAAAUUACUCUGAACACAGUCCCACUAAAUGCAGAUCAAAACACGUCUUAUGUUCUUAUUAUUGUUAUAUUAUUUUCAUAUGAAUAAAUCUUAAUUAAACUAAUUUUUUCCACUCA